GUCAGCUCAGUGCAAGAACCUCAGUGCUGAGCUGCAAAUGCAUGAGGGAGCCAAAGAGCAGAUAUUAGACACCACCAUAGAAGCAAAAGACCAAGCACUUUGAAAGGGUCUGACUGACGAGGAACCCGGCUGAAGACACACCACAGGAGGUGAGCUCACUUCUGAAGAUCAACAAAACGGGCAGCAGAAAAAAAGAGUAGAAAAUAAGUGUAACAGGCCUGAACUGCCAGCCUCAUGGCCACCAACAACACUGCUAGCAUUGCUCAGGCUCGCAAACUGGUGGAGCAGCUCAAGAUGGAGGCCAAUAUUGACAGGAUAAAGGUCUCCAAAGCAGCAGCAGAUCUGACGUCGUACUGCGAAGCCCAUGCCAAGGAGGAUCCCCUGCUGUCGCCCGUGCCUGCGUCCGAAAACCCCUUCAGGGAGAAGAAGUUCUUUUGUGCCAUCCUGUAACCCGCGCUGCCAGCCAUGGACUCACCUGCUCCCUCUGGGAAACACUCACGGACAUAAAAACACGUUGAUUUUUUACAAGGGCUGGAGAGAUGAGCAGGAGAGAAGCCUUCAGUUCUCCAUUCGAGCCACUGACUCCACCUAGUGGCCUUGAGAUUUAAAGAUGGUUACGAGAGUGUUGAAAUUCAGGAGGGAGCGCUAAAACCACGAGUGACUGUCAUUGUAGCAGAUCAGACAGGAUGUGUUGUGAAAAUUAAUUCAAGUAUUCAAAGGUUUCUGUGGUUCUGAUAAGGUCUUCAGAUGUUUUCUUUAUUCAUUUUUGUUUUUAAGUGGGCUGUGGUCGUUAAUCUGAUCACUGAUCUUAGAACCCACGUGGAUUAUUACUGAAGUUGUUGUGUUAUUUCUUUUUAAUCUUUUUUUUUUUUUUUUCCAGAUGAAUUUGCUAUAUUGCCUACCAUUUAGGUAGCUUUCUGUAGCCGUUUGUGGGUACAGCAAUUGUUUGUUUGUUUUUUUUUUAUUUAAAGAAUGACAGUUUGGUGAACUUUUCUAAUGAAUUCACGCUUGGACAAAUAUUCUUAAAAUGAAAUACCUUUUAGACGCUGAUGAAAAUUAUCUGUCUGUACAGCAAACAGAUCUUUCUUUUAUCGGUCUUAAGCAUAUAGUUCUCUUUUUACUCUUUGUACAAAAAUGUUAGCAAGUUCAGCUGUGUUGUGCUCUGUUUUCAAUAUUUGUGGUGAUGUCAAUAAUAACUGCAUGAAGCCUGCAUUAAAUCUGUUUGUUUAAAUGCACCAAAAUA
Messenger RNA from Danio aesculapii, 1243 nucleotides. RefSeq names its product guanine nucleotide binding protein (G protein), gamma 2 (gene gng2). Bases 235 to 450 code for a protein of 71 amino acids. The record is from RefSeq and is a predicted model, not a curated record. The transcript has 4 exons. Lineage: Eukaryota; Metazoa; Chordata; Actinopteri; Cypriniformes; Danionidae. Gene Ontology annotation, cellular component: heterotrimeric G-protein complex. Gene Ontology annotation, molecular function: G-protein beta-subunit binding. Gene Ontology annotation, biological process: G protein-coupled receptor signaling pathway.